Messenger RNA from Lolium rigidum, 2777 nucleotides. RefSeq names its product DNA-directed RNA polymerase III subunit 2-like. Bases 22 to 2739 code for a protein of 905 amino acids. The transcript is spliced from 29 exons. Gene Ontology annotation, biological process: DNA-templated transcription. NCBI's taxonomy places the organism in Eukaryota, Viridiplantae, Streptophyta, Magnoliopsida, Poales, Poaceae. The record is from RefSeq and is a predicted model, not a curated record. Gene Ontology annotation, molecular function: DNA binding; ribonucleoside binding; DNA-directed RNA polymerase activity. Gene Ontology annotation, cellular component: RNA polymerase III complex.
UUGGGAUACGGCUGAAUCCCCAUGCCCCCUGCCGCGUCCGCCCCUGAUGCCGCGGCGGCCGACGGGGACCCGGAGGCGGCGCCACCGGUGCCGACUUACCGGUCACUGGCAGCGCCCGUCUGCAACCCGGUCGACAAGUUCGCGCUCCUCCCUGCCUUCCUCAAGGUUAGAGGCCUUGUGAAGGAGCACAUUGACUCUUUUAACUACUUCAUCACCAAAGGAAUAAAGAACAUCAUCCAGGCAAACAACCGAAUUGAAGCGCGCAGUGAUCCAUCCAUUUAUCUUAGGUACAAAGAUAUACACAUUGGCGUGCCCUCGUUACAAGUAGAUUUUAGAGUUGAGAAUAUCACCCCACAAUUUUGCCGCCUAACUGAUCGCACCUAUUCUGCCCCUGUGUAUGUUGAUAUUGAGUACACUGUCGGAAAGGCACAUACGUUGUACAGGAAGUCAAAUUUCAUCAUUGCGAACAUGCCUAUUAUGCUUCGAAGUUAUGCCUGUGUGUUGAAUGGAAAGGAUGAAGCUGAACUAGCGAGAUAUGGCGAGUGUCCUCUUGAUCCUGGUGGUUACUUCGUUGUGAAAGGAACCGAAAAGGUCGUCCUAAUACAAGAACAACUAUCAAAGAAUCGUAUUAUUAUCGACACCGAUAAUAAAGGAAGGGUUAUUGCAUCUGUUACCAGCAGCACACAUGAAGUAAAAAGCAAGACAGUGAUUGUCAUGGAUAAAGAGAAGAUUUAUCUACAGCUGAAUCGGUUCACUAAGCCGAUUCCUAUAAUAGUGGUUAUGAAAGCUAUGGGAAUUGAAACUGACCAAGAGGUUGUACAAAUGGUUGGAAGAGAUCCAAGAUACGGUGAUCUCCUAUAUUUGUCUCUUCAGGAAUGUGCCACAGAAAGAAUAUAUACACAACAGCAAGCUUUGCGGUACAUGGAUGACAAGGCGCUUCCUGGUGCAGGAAAUAUAAAGGACGGUCAGGCAAAAGUUCUACUUCGUGAUGUUUUUGUUGCGCAUGUACCGGUUAAAAAUGGGAACUUCCGGCCAAAGUGCAUUUACACUGCUGUAAUGUUAAGGCGCAUGUUGGAUGCGAUCUUGAACUCUGACACCUUUGAUGACAAGGAUUAUGUUGGAAACAAGAGGCUUGAGCUGUCUGGUCAAUUAGUAUCCCUGCUUUUUGAGGAUUUGUUCAAAACAAUGAAUGAGUUUGUUAUGCUGCGUAUGAACAAAAACAGUGACAUGGCCCGUUCCAGUCCGUUGGAUUUUAGCCAGUUGAUACAGCAGGAUACUACCAUAACCAGUGGUUUGGAAAGAGCUAUUUCCACGGGAAAUUGGGACAUUAAACGAUUUAAGAUGCACAGGAAAGGUGCAUCACAGGUUCUGUCUAGGCUAUCAUACAUGGCAUCUUUAGGCUACAUGACACGUAUAACACCACAAUUUGAGAAGACCAGGAAAACAAGUGGGCCGCGUGCUUUGCAGCCUAGUCAGUGGGGUAUGCUUUGUCCUUGUGAUACACCAGAAGGGGAGGCAUGUGGAUUGACAAAAAAUUUAGCUUUGAUGACUCAUGUUACUACAGAUCAAGAGGAGGGCCCACUAAUGAAUCUGUGUUACAGCCUAGGCGUGGAAGAUUUGUCACUUCUCUCUGGAGAAGAAAUCCAUGCACCGGGUUCAUUUCUGGUCAUGUUCAAUGGAUUAAUACUGGGGAAGCACAGGCAGCCUCAGAGAUUUGCUAAUUCUAUGAGAACAUUUCGUCAAUCAGGCAAAAUUGGAGAGUUCGUAAGCAUUUUUGUGAAUGAGAAACAGCACUGCAUUCACAUUGCCUCUGAUGGUGGCCGUGUUUGUCGCCCACUUAUAAUUGCUGAUAAGGGCAGGUCAAGGGUUACAGAGCAUCACAUGAAAGAACUGCGGGAUGGUAUUCGUUCAUUCGAUGAUUUUCUGCGUGAUGGGUUGAUUGAAUAUCUUGACGUCAAUGAAGAAAAUAAUGCAUUGAUUGCAUUGUAUGAGCACGUGGAUCAAGAUGAUGUUGAAAGAAGCAGCAUCACUCACAUUGAAAUAGAGCCAAUGACCAUAUUAGGAGUUGUAGCUGGACUUAUUCCUUAUCCACACCAUAACCAAUCUCCACGUAACACCUAUCAGUGUGCAAUGGGUAAGCAAGCGAUGGGGAAUAUUGCGUAUAAUCAGUUGUUUCGAGCAGAUUCUCUACUUUACUUACUAGUGUACGCGCAACGCCCCCUGCUUACAACAAAAACAAUUGAGUUGGUGGGAUACGAUAAACUUGGGGCUGGGCAGAAUGCAACUGUAGCUGUCAUGAGUUAUAGUGGAUAUGAUAUUGAAGAUGCAAUUGUGAUGAACAAAUCAUCUCUUGAUCGAGGUUUUGGUCGUUGCAUAGCAAUGAAAAAGUACACUGUAAUAACGGAGAAAUCAGACAGGAUUGCUAAACCACAAAGAGAUAAAGAUGGUGACUUGAUAAAGCAAAAUAUGCGGGCAUUGGAUGAAGAUGGAUUUGUUGCACCUGGUCAAAUAAUCCGCAAUCAUGAUAUCUAUGUGAACAAGCAAACACCAAAGGUUGCCACGACAGCUCCAGGUACUGUGUUAACGAGCAGGGACUAUAGAGACUCACCUGCUGUUUACAAGGGUGUUGAUGGCGAGACUACUGUUGUGGAUCGCGUAAUGCUUUGUUCGGAUACAAAUGACAAAUUGACCAUUAAGUGUAUUAUCCGUCACACUAGGAGGCCAGAGGUAUUGACUUAGUCGGUAAACGGAAAAUUGGUUAUUUACCCAAAACUUCU